Messenger RNA from Brachypodium distachyon (stiff brome), 1883 nucleotides. RefSeq names its product glycerol-3-phosphate 2-O-acyltransferase 6. Gene Ontology annotation, molecular function: phosphatase activity; glycerol-3-phosphate 2-O-acyltransferase activity. Gene Ontology annotation, biological process: cutin biosynthetic process. The record is from RefSeq and is a predicted model, not a curated record. The transcript is spliced from 2 exons. Gene Ontology annotation, cellular component: membrane. Bases 143 to 1684 code for a protein of 513 amino acids. NCBI's taxonomy places the organism in Eukaryota, Viridiplantae, Streptophyta, Magnoliopsida, Poales, Poaceae.
UCACCAACCAACCAUAUAGUUUCACCACCACGGCGCAAACACCAGCACCGUCACGCCUUGAGUCACAUGCAGCUAUAUAAACCCUGCGCGCGCCACAGUUAGCAGCAUACUCAACCAAACUCAACACAAGACACGACUACAUAUGAUGGAGUCCGUGGUAGCGGCCGCGGCUGCCGGAAUCGAGCCGUUCCCAGCGGUGGACAAGUGCAACGCGUCGGCCCGCGGCGGGCACUCAGUGGCCGCGGACCUCGACGGGACGCUCCUCCGUUCCCGGAGCGCCUUCCCGUACUACGCGCUCGUGGCCUUCGAGGCCGGCGGCUGGCCCCGGCUCCUCCUCCUGCUCCUCCUGUCCCCGCUCGCCGCGCUGCUGGACCUCGCGUUCGCGUCCGAGUCCUGGUCAACCCGGGUGCUCGUGUUCGCGGCCACGGCGGGCGUCCGCGUGUCGGCGGUCGAGUCCGCGGCGCGCGCCGUGCUGCCCAGGUUUUACGCGGCCGACGUGCACCCGGGCGCGCUUCGCGUGUUCUCGGCGUGCUCGGGCCGGCGGGUCGUGCUCACGUCCACUCCCCGGGUCAUGGCGGAGCCGUUCCUCAAGGACUGCCUCGGCGCCGACGACGUGGCCGGCACCGAGCUGGCCACGUGGUGUGGGCGCGCCACGGGGCUCGUCGACACGACGCGCUGCGGCGGCAUGCUGAUCGGGCGGCGCAAGGCCGAGGCGCUGCGCGAGAUGUUCGGCGGGGACGAGGGAGACGCGCCGGACGUCGGCCUCGGCGACCGCCGAUCCGACUACCCGUUCAUGUGCCUCUGCAAGGAGGCGUACAUCGUCCCGUCGGCGCCGGUGGAGGCCGUGAGCAUGGACCAGCUGCCUCGUCCGGUCAUCUUCCACGACGGCCGCCUGGCGCUCCGGCCGACGCCGCUGGCCGCGCUGCUCGUGGUGCUGUGGUUCCCCGCGGGGCUGGUGCUGGCGUGCCUCCGCAUCGCCGCGGGCGCGCUGCUGCCCAUGCACUGGGUCUACUACGCGUUCUGGGCGCUGGGCGUGCGCGUGGUGGUGAGGGGCAGCCCACCGCCGCGGGCCCACAGUGCGUCGGGCCGCAAGGGGGUGCUCUUCGCGUGCUCGCACCGCACGCUGCUGGACCCGAUCUUCCUGUCCGUGGCGCUGGGCCGGCCCGUUGCCGCCGUGACGUACUCGCUGUCCAGGCUCUCGGAGAUGCUGUCGCCGAUCCGGACCGUGCGGCUGAGCCGCGACCGCGCCACGGACGCCGCCAUGAUCAGCAAGCUCCUGGAGGAAGGCGACCUGGCCAUCUGCCCCGAGGGCACCACGUCCAGGGAGCCCUUCCUGCUGCGCUUCUCCGCGCUCUUCGCCGAGCUCACGGACGAGGUGGUGCCCGUGGCUAUGGAGAGCCGGAUGGGCAUGUUCCAUGGUACCACGGCCAGGGGGUGGAAAGGGAUGGACCCAUUCUACUUCUUCAUGAACCCAAGCCCCGUGUACACCGUCAACUUCUUGAGCAAGCUGCCGGCGGAGCUCACCUGCGGAGGCGGCGGGAAGCCCAGCCACGAGGUGGCCAACUACAUCCAGAGGCUCAUCGCCGCCACGCUCUCCUACCAGUGCACCAGCCUCACCAGGAAGGACAAGUACAGGGCCCUCGCUGGCAACGACGGCAUCGUCGCCGUCAAAAAACCUCGCUAAAUACUGUGCUGGAGCACUUUGUUACUUACCAUCCAUAUUUAAUUGUUUGAUUUGUGCUUGUAUUGAUGUGCAUAUCAUGCAUUGCCAGUAAUUAGUCCCUCCUCUUGAUUGCUCGCUCCACUCUCGACCUUCUUCUCUGAUGACUUGUACCAGCUGGGAGUUGAAUGCAAUUUUACUACAGUAGCACUACACAAGUUAA